UUAUCAAUACCACUCAUUUCCUACUCUCCACUUCCCCUCAGCUCAAUAAUAAUCAUUUGAUUUCAUCUUCGUCUACUACUAACAAUUAUAAUAAUGGCUACCACAUGGUUUUCUCUUAUCUUGAGUUUCCUUUUGCUUUUGCAUGGCAACUUUGCUCAACAAAGGUACCAACAACAACAAGGCCAAUGUCAAAUUAACAGACUUAAUCCACAAGAGCCAUCUUUUAGAAUGCAAGUUGAAGCUGGAGUUAAUGAGGUUUUUGACCCAAAUGAUCUACAAUUUCAGUGUGCUGGAGUUUCACUAUUUCGACAUGUUAUUCAGUCUAGAGGCCCUCUUUUGCCUUCCUACACUAGUUCUCCACUACUUGCCUAUGUUGUUCAAGGUGAACAAAAGUUGAUGAUUUUAUGGCAUAAUGAACUCGGGUUGCCCAAGACAUUCCAAUCAUCUCAACAAACUCAACAGGGAAUUAGAAGCAGCAGAUUCCAAGAUUGCCAUCAAAGAAUUGAGCAAUUUAGACGAGGUGAUAUAAUGGCAUUUCCAGCAGGUGCUGCACAUUGGGUCUAUAAUGAAGGAAAUCAAGAAGUUGUUACUGUUGUUCUUGAAGAUGCUUCUAACAAUGCCAACCAAUUAGACCAAAACGCAAGGAGGUUCUUUAUUGUUGGAAACCCGCAACAAGGACGACAACAACAACAAGAGAGGCAAUACCGUGGCCCCAUGAGAAGGGAGCAAUGUCAAUCUGGCAAUGUUUUCAGUGGCUUUGAUGUAGAAAUUCUAUGAGAAGCAUUUGGUGUUGACAGGUCAUGUUGGGUAUGCGAACAAAGUACUAUAUUGGUAGUCGGAAAGAAAAAAGAGUUACUUAUAAAGAGUUGGAUACUUUGUU
This is a messenger RNA of Lycium barbarum (goji berry), 880 nucleotides long. Its product is annotated as 11S globulin seed storage protein Ana o 2.0101-like. The record is from RefSeq and is a predicted model, not a curated record. The coding region runs from base 94 to 777 and encodes 227 amino acids. The transcript has 4 exons. NCBI's taxonomy places the organism in Eukaryota, Viridiplantae, Streptophyta, Magnoliopsida, Solanales, Solanaceae.